GAGUAGCUCUGUGCAAGAUUAAUUUUUGAGUUUGUUGUUUUGAUCACCAGCUGUCAAAAUGCCAAGAAUUGACAACGACAUCAAAUUAGAUUUUAAAGAUGUUCUCUUCAGACCAAAGAGAAGCACAAUUCGUAGUCGAGCUGAUGUAGACUUGACACGAUCAUAUCUGUUCCGGAAUUCACACCAGGAAUACACAGGGAUCCCGAUAAUGGCAGCCAACAUGGACACUGUUGGAACUUUUGAAAUGGCCAAAGUAUUUGCCAAGCACCUGAUGUUUGUAGCUAUCCACAAGCACUAUACAGUGGAUGAAUGGAAGAUGUUUGCGACGGAGAAUCCUCAAGUCGUUCCGUAUGUAGCUGUGAGUGCUGGAAUUGCUGAGGGAGACAUGAAAAAGUUAGCCGAAAUCGUAGAAGCCGUACCAGACAUCAAAUACCUGUGUCUUGAUGUUGCCAAUGGUUACUCGGAAACAUUUGUUCAGUUUGUGAGAGAUGUGCGAGCAAAAUUCAAAACUCACACAAUUAUGGCAGGUAAUGUAGUGACAGGAGAGAUGGUUGAGGAACUCAUCCUGUCAGGAGCGGAUAUCAUCAAGGUUGGGAUCGGUCCGGGGUCAGUCUGCACCACAAGGCGGAAGACCGGGGUGGGCUAUCCACAACUCAGCGCGGUCAUCGAGUGUGCUGAUGCGGCCCAUGGACUCGGAGGACACAUCAUUUCUGACGGAGGCUGCACGUGCCCGGGUGAUGUGUCGAAGGCAUUUGGGGCCGGGGCUGACUUUGUGAUGCUGGGAGGGAUGUUUGCGGGUCACACCGAGUCCGGGGGGGAGAUGAUUGUCAAGAACGGCAAGAAGAUGAAACUGUUCUACGGGAUGAGCUCAGCGACAGCCAUGAAGAAACAUGUGGGAGGCGUGGCAGAAUACCGAGCAUCAGAAGGCAAGACUGUAGAAAUAGAAUACAGAGGAGAUGUUGAGAGGACAUUACAAGACAUUCUCGGUGGCAUCCGUUCAACGUGCACGUAUGUGGGCGCCUCCAAAUUGAAGGAGCUGGGUCGUAGGACUACGUUCAUCCGCGUCACACAGCAGCUAAAUGAGGUGUUUACGCCUCAAACCACAGAACACUAGAGACAAAAUAACACUGGUGUAAUUCCUCAUUUUUGUAGGGUAAUUUUAAGAUUUGUAGGAUAAUUAAUAAAAAAAAAUUAUAUGGUAAUUAAUUUUCAGCUUUGGAGAAAUUAGUCAGCAGGCAUUUAGCCUUUUUUCCCUUUUUUUGGUAGACUGCUAACCAGUUGGGCCUCACACACAAGUUUAUUGUUGAUUUAUUUAUUUAUUUUUCAGUUCAGAUGUGUUGUAAAUUAAUGGUUGUCAAGACUUGAUCUCAGCAGUAGUCCGGGGUGUUUAGGCUACCUAUUUCUCACUCGGGCUACCAGAUAUUUAAACCUGGUAGUCUGCCGGGCUACUAGAUUUUUUUUGCAACUCCAGUUACUUUGCAAUCAACAAGAUGCUUAAACACCUAAAAAUAAAACACAUCCUGAAACAAUGUUUAAAUCAAAAUAAAUUAUUUUGCUUUUUUUAUCUCCUUUUUUAAAAGUUUAUUAAAAUUAUGGGCUACCAAUUUUACUGAGGGCUACCAGAUUUUAUAACCUGGAAGCCCAGUGGGCAACCACUGAAAAACGUUGAGGUCAAGGCCUGGUUGGGUUGGGGAUAUGUUAGGAUGUAUCUUUGUUUAAGUAAGCAGGAAAGUAUUAUUAAUUUAAUUUUGAAUAGAAAUAGCGAUGAAAAUUAAAUUAUUACCGUCAGCUACGAAUCUCAAAUGACUAGGUUGAUACUGAAACUGUAGAAAGAUACAAAUUCAUUGGUUUAUUUUUUAAUAUUUAUAUUGUGCAUUAACAACCAGCUAGUAUUAACAAGUUGUGGAGUAAAGCUUUCAUUUGAACACAAAAGUGUUAUCAGUAUUUGUAAAUUACAUGGUGACAACACCACUGUCUGAUUGGAAAACAUUUAUCCUUUAGAUUUCAAUACCUGGCGAACAUUUAUUAAAUAGGCACCUAUUAAUGGCAUCACUGGUUAGCACUAGUGAGUAUUUUAUUAGAAAUAUGUAGAAGUGUUCAGCUUUUCUUAGUCAAAUAAAACGCAACAAAAUAGAGGCCUAAUUAAAGUACAAUUUCUGGAAUUAGCUUUAUUGAUAAAUAUUACUUGUCAAAUCUGUAACAGUAAAAUGCCAAUUUCAAAUUUGUUUUGAUUUGUUUGCUAGUGCUUUUCCCUUUCUUUUGGGCUGUUAUUUAUAUAAACGUUGAUAUAUAGAUAUAUAUAUAUAUAUAUAUAUAUAUAUUUUACACACCAGUGCUUUUGUAUUUUUUUGUUUGAUGUAUUGGAUUUGUAAAUGUAGCUACUUUUUAAAACCUAUAUCUUGUGUUCACUGAUCAUUGCCAGUGUAAAUGUUUUUUUGUUUUUUUAAAGCUGAUGUCUUGUCAGGGCCCUAAAUUAAGGCUUUCUCAGGACAAAUGGUUAUGGGUGUAGGAAAACUUGUUUUGAUGGUUAAUGUGAAAUCAACUUCUUUUUUUUCAAUGAUAUAGUUUAUUCCAUUAAUAUACUAUUAAAAAAGGGUUUUAAAUUUUCACAAGACAAUAAUAAAUUUAAUAAACUCAAAAACUAAUCGGAAUCAAACUGAAUAAUUUAAAAUAACAUUUCACAUUUCUUUCAUUUUCAGUUUAUUUCCCACUUAUAAAUUGGGUAGUAUAUAUAUAUAUAUAUAUAUAUAUAUACAGGCCUGGAAAUAAUUAUUUGGACCGUGCCUGUCAAGCUGUCCUAUAUCAGUCAGUUUGUGCCUGUCACAAAUUAAAAUGUACCUGUCACCAAAUUGCAUGCCAGUGUGUAAAUAUCGAAAGCAAUUAUUACAAAUUUUAGAAUGUUAUUUAUCUUUUAUUAAUCCUGUAAUAUUAAUAAAUGCAUGAAAUUAUA
This is a messenger RNA of Gigantopelta aegis, 2950 nucleotides long. RefSeq names its product GMP reductase 1-like. The record is from RefSeq and is a predicted model, not a curated record. Gene Ontology annotation, molecular function: GMP reductase activity. The transcript has 7 exons. NCBI's taxonomy places the organism in Eukaryota, Metazoa, Mollusca, Gastropoda, Neomphalida, Peltospiridae. Gene Ontology annotation, biological process: nucleotide metabolic process. Bases 59 to 1114 code for a protein of 351 amino acids. Gene Ontology annotation, cellular component: GMP reductase complex.